Molecule: messenger RNA, 4092 nt
Organism: Nerophis ophidion (straightnose pipefish)
Lineage: Eukaryota; Metazoa; Chordata; Actinopteri; Syngnathiformes; Syngnathidae
Gene: tec
Product: tec protein tyrosine kinase
Exons: 18
Coding region: 843-2774 (643 amino acids)
Biological process (GO): peptidyl-tyrosine autophosphorylation; T cell receptor signaling pathway; B cell receptor signaling pathway
Molecular function (GO): protein binding; ATP binding; non-membrane spanning protein tyrosine kinase activity
Source: RefSeq, a predicted model, not a curated record
GUGUGUGUGUGUGUGUGUGUGUGUGUGUGUGUGUGUGUGUGUGUGUGUGUGUGUGUGUGUGUGUGUGUGUGUGUGUGUGUGUGUGUGUGUGUGAGAGAGAGAGAGAGAAAGAGACAUUUGAUGCAUUUUCCGUCUUUUGUCGUCAUCUUUAGCACAUUUAGUGUGGACCACCAACGUUGUUGUGCGUGUGUGUGUGUGUGUGUGUGUGUGUGUGUGUGUGUGUGUGUGUGUGUGUGUGUGUGUGUGUGAGUGUGUGCGUGCGCGCUCAUCUCAGCCAGAUAAAGAGAAGUGAAAGUUGCAAAUGAUGUGCAGCUUCUUGGCAACCCAAUCAGGUUUAGUUUCAGGAUGGAGUAGAUUUCAUAUUAACUGUCGUGUUUUUCUUGCCGCGUACUGAAAAAAAGUUGUGGUAAUGUGAGAUGUGUGGUGCUCAAUCUGCUGUGUGUGUGUGGUUUUGUGCACGCAGAGGGAGUGAGAGCUCCACACACAACUCAGGAAAGUCGUAGGCAAGUGUUGAUUAUCAUUCAAUGUUAUGCGAAUACCAUCCUAAUUGACAAACUUUGCACAGAUUUCUGUCUUUGAAGGUGUAAAUCUGACAUGUUUCAAUGAAGAAAUUCAACACAUUUGACAGUUGACCCUGUGUAAACCUCAUGUGUAGUUACAGUGGCAGCACUUGCUCACACCCUUCUGUAGUUCACGCGUCGCCUCCUCCUCUGCAUUUCCUCAACCCUACACUUUCACACUCACUUUGUGCACCGUGACCAACAGGACAACAAUAAAGCUCAGCUAGAAUCCCGUGUCUACUGACGACCUCCAGCAAUGGGAUGACGUUGUGAUGAGCCAGGAUGAGCGCCGAGCCCCUCUUGAAGGAGACGCUGAUCAAGCGUUCGCAGCAAAAGAGGAGGACAUCUCCGCUCAACUACAAGGAGAGGCUGUUUGUCCUCACCAAGAGCAGCCUAAGCUACUAUGACGGCAAGGCAGAGAAAAAGUAUUGCAGAGGCUCCAUUCAGCUGAGUCGCAUCAGGUGUGCGGAGAUCGUCAAAGACGUUGGGGGGAUCAACCCCUGCCAUUUUAAAUACCCCUUCCAGGUUGUGCACGACACCAACACACUCUAUGUGUUCACACCGAGCCAGGAGAGCAGGACGUUAUGGAUUCAGCACAUUAAAGAGGAGAUCCGAGACAACCAGGAGAUCCUGACCAAGUUCCACCCUCAGUUCUGGUGUGAGGGGGCGUGGCUCUGCUGCCGCCAGGAGGAGAAGCAGGCCCCUGGUUGCGAGGAGUACAACCUUUUCGGAGAUGCUUCCAGGAAGCCGUUACCCCCGAUUCCCGCAGAGGAAGGCAAAGAUGGGAGGUGCCGGCGGAUGCUUCCUCCCGAGGUGGAUGAGGAAGAUGGCGACGCUCUGGAGGAGAUAGUGGUGGCACUGUAUGACUUUGCGGGCAGUGAGCCGCACGACCUGCAGCUGGUCCAAGGAGGCGAGUAUGUGAUCGUGGAACGCUGCGACCUCAACUGGUUCAAAGCACGCAACCAGCAAGGGGAAGAAGGCUAUAUCCCGAGCAACUAUGUCACUGAGAAGAAAUCGGGAAACCUGGCGCGGUUUGCUUGGUACAGCAAACAUGUCAACAGGAACAAGGCGGAGGAGCUCCUGCGGAAAGAGGACAAAGAAGGCGCCUUCAUCGUCAGGGAGUCUAGCACUCAGGGAACGUACACGGUAUCGCUCUACACCAAGUCUGCGGCGGGGAAGGGAGGCGCCGCCAUUAAGCAUUACCGCAUCAGGGAAACCCGAGGCAUGCCGAAACAGUUUUACCUGGCGGGGAAACAUGUGUUUGACUCCAUUGCUGAACUCAUCAACUACCACCAACACAACGCAGCAGGUCUUGUCGCUAGGUUGAGGUAUCCCGUCGGCAAACAGGACAAGUCUGCCCCCUCCACGGCCGGCUUCAGCUACGAGAAGUGGGAGAUAAACCCCAGCGACCUCACCUUCAUGAAAGAGCUGGGCAGCGGUCAGAUGGGGGUGGUGCGACUCGGCAUGUGGAGGGCGCAGCAUCAGGUGGCCAUUAAGGCCAUCAAGCGCGGCGCCAUGUACGAGGAGGACUUCAUUGAAGAGGCCAAACUCAUGAUGAUGUUGUCCCAUCCCAAGUUGGUGCAGUUGUAUGGCGUGUGCAGCCAGCAGCGGCCCAUCUACAUCGUCACUGAGUUCAUGGAGCACGGCUGCCUGUUGGACUUCUUGCAGCAACGGCGCGGCACCUUUAGCCCGGCCUCGCUGCUGAGCAUCUGCUUAGACGUGUGUGAGGGCAUGCAGCACCUGGAGAGCAAUAGUUUCAUCCACAGAGAUCUGGUCUCUUCUCACACGGGAGCCAGGAACUGCCUGGUAAAUGACUCCCUGAUGGUCAAGGUGUCUGACUUUGGCAUGGCCAGGUACAUUUUGGACGACCAGUACACCUCAUCAUCAGGAUCCAGGUUUCCAGUCAAGUGGUCGCCUCCUGAAGUCCUCAACUUCUGCAGACAUAGCAGCAAAUCUGAUGUCUGGUCCUACGGUGUGCUGAUAUGGGAGGCUUUCACCGAAGGCCGCAUGCCAUUCGAGCAAAACAAUAACCAUGAAGUCGUCACCCUGGUAACCACAGGUCACCGCCUCUCCAGGCCCAAACUAGCACCUGCUGCCGUCUAUGACAUCAUGCAGAUGUGCUGGCAGGAGAGACCUGAUGACCGUCCAUCCUUCUCUCAGCUCUGCUUGAUGAUCUCUGAUGCCCUAGAGGGCGAUGCUGCACUUGCCAACUGACAGGCUAGUCACUUCUGUCACAACAGUAACACUUAAAGACGCACAUUAUAUGUGAGGAUGCUAUGGUCGCAAAAUAGUUCAUUGGAAGUGUGUUGACCAAAAUGUUGCCUUACUGCUAAAAUUUUGAUUAAAUUGGAUUUUAAUAAGUCUUAACUGGAACAUGCGUUUUUUAACUUUAACUUUUUGUUGUUGUUUGUCUACAUUAGUGACACAAGCUAUGUAAGCUACAGUGCUAACAACACAGUCCCAUUUGGCAACAACAUCUUGCUAGAUUCACCAGUUUGGUGAAGAAAAACAAAAUGGCCACACUUGCAGUUCCAUCGCUGCUGAGUGACGGAUGGAUAACAACACAUGGGUGGGCAUAUACUUGGGGCGGACUCAUUCAACUAGGCGGUAUCAUGUCCAUGAGGAAGGACGUUUUCCCUUCAUGAUGUUAUGAAAAGCUGCAACUUCAAAAGCGACUGCAUUUGAGCGCCUCUUCUCACAGAAGUGGAGCAAACAAGUGAGGGAGAUGAUAGAUUUUUCUCAUGUUUGGUGCUAAUUAACACACUCUAGGGUAGGACUAUUCAGCUGGGGUUCGGGGGCCAAAUCCAUGAAGACUUUCCAGCCAAACAACAGAAAUUAGGACCUUUUUUUAAUGGCGCUCACAAGUAUGGAAGAAUAGACAAUGUAGGCUUCGUACAGCAAGUUUUAAUCGUGCCACCGGUAUGACACAAAACUUUAAUCAAUCAAUCAACAUUUAUUCAUAUAGCCCUUAAUCACAAGUGCCUCAAAGGGCUUCACAAACCACAACGACAUCCCUGGAUAUGAAAGUAGUUUGACAAUAAGAAACACUGGGGGGGGGGGACCACUGGUGUGGGGACCCCCGUUCAACUUCUUUAGUUAUGUUUGUGGUGUUCCUCAAGGUUCCGUUUUAGGUCUUCUCUUUUUCACCAAUUGGGCUAUUCAACUGGUGAAAAAAGAUGAUCAAAGAUUAGCUUCUUAGCAAAAGGUCUUUAAAAACAGCAGAACACUCUUGUAACUCUGACAAAAGAAAUACACAAAAUUCAAAUAUCUACUGUAGAGAAUGCUGGUUCUACAGAAUAUACAAAACAAUUUAGUGGAAUAUCCCUGCUCUUGGGGCAUCAUUAUAACAAUUAUAAAAUCAAGUUAGUAUCAUAUGGGUCCUUUAAACCUCGCAGUAAUGUCAAUGUCAGAUUUGGUCCAUUAAAAUACUGAUUAAAAAAAGGAUGCUGCCUUUUUGUUUUGUUUUUUGUUUUUAAAAACUGUUUAUUCGCCUCACAGACAAUGUUAUAAUAAAAAAAAAGAUAACAGUGUA